Solanum lycopersicum (tomato) is the source of this 1118-nucleotide messenger RNA. RefSeq names its product protein MIZU-KUSSEI 1-like. Gene Ontology annotation, biological process: hydrotropism. The record is from RefSeq and is a predicted model, not a curated record. Lineage: Eukaryota; Viridiplantae; Streptophyta; Magnoliopsida; Solanales; Solanaceae.
UUUAAUAGUAUCAAUAUUAAUUGGGAACAUAUAAUAAAUCAUAAAUAACUUGCUAAAGCUAUUCUUUUUGUGCUAUAUUUUCUGUUUUAGUCAAUAAAAAAAAUUAUCUUUUUAUAUUCAGCAAUAAUUAAUAAUCAGUCUCAAACUUUUCGUUUUAAAAAAAUUCUCUUUUUUUUUUUUUUCUUAUUAAAACUUAUAUUCAUAUCUGUUUAAAUAACAUUACAUAAAUCGAGACGAAGAUAGUAACUCUUUUCAAGGCCAAGAAAGGUACUUUAUGACUCUAUAUAAACUAUAGUCAUCCUUUCAAACAAAUUCUAUGAGCCUCAAAAUAUUUUUCUGACCAUUACCAAAAUGAUCAGCUCAUACCCUAAAACCACCGGCACCACCACUAUCACCACCGUUGACUGCCAUAAACAAGUCCGAUCGUGGAGGCUCCUCCGCUCUCUAGUGGAGCUACUCAUCCCCACUUGCAACUGCACUUUCGUUGAAAACGACAAAGAAAACUACAAGAAUAUUCCCUCCAACUUCAACUACAAUUACCAUCAUCAGUCAUCACUAUCAUCAUCAUCCUCCGUUAUGAUGGGGACCAUCUUUGGCUAUCGUCGAGGAAAAGUCAACUUUUGUAUACAAACAAACCCUAAAUCAACCACCCCUAUUAUUAUCCUUGAACUUGCUGUCUCCACUUCUACUCUCGCCAGGGAAAUGCGAGGAGGUAUUGUGAGAAUUGCUUUGGAGAGUGGUAAUAAUGGUGGAAAUCAAUCCAUUUUGAGAAUGUAUUGUAAUGGGAUAAAAGUAGGAUUUGCUGUGAAAAGAAAACCUACAAAAAGUGAUUUACAAGUAUUGGGACAAAUAGAAUUAAUAAAUAUUGGAGCAGGGAUUAUUAAUGGAAAAGAGAAUACUAAUUGUGAUGAUGAUAUUAUGUAUCUCAGAGGAAAAUUCGAGAGGGUACAUGGAUCUUAUGAUAACUCAGAAUCAUUUCAUUUGAUUGACCCUGAAGGAAGUAUGGGCCAAGAAUUAAGUAUUUUCCUUCUAUCCUCUCGUUGCUGACGUGUUUGGGACUGGGACGUAUAUAGUUGACAUAGUCCUCCUCAAUUAUUGCAUGUAUGUAUGAGGAUCAG